Molecule: messenger RNA, 1578 nt
Organism: Dissoconium aciculare CBS 342.82
Lineage: Eukaryota; Fungi; Ascomycota; Dothideomycetes; Mycosphaerellales; Dissoconiaceae
Product: NMD3-domain-containing protein
Exons: 1
Coding region: 1-1578 (525 amino acids)
Biological process (GO): ribosomal large subunit export from nucleus
Cellular component (GO): nucleus; cytoplasm
Molecular function (GO): ribosomal large subunit binding
Source: RefSeq, a predicted model, not a curated record
AUGUCGAUGGAAAUCGACUCAGUGGCGCUGCCGUCACAACGGCAACAAACCGCUGCGACAAUUCUCUGUUACAACUGUGGUGCUCCUAUAGAUGGGACACAAUCAGCAGGAGCCUUAUGUCCGGAUUGCUUGAAACUCACCGUCGACAUUACCAACGGGAUCGAGCGUGAUGGUAUCCUCCUCAUGUGCCGAGAUUGUGACCGGUGGCACUCGCCGCCGACCUCAUGGGUAGUCGCCGCGCCAGAAUCUCGAGAACUUCUUGCUCUCUGUCUACGGAAACUACGAGGUUUGAACAAGACCCGAAUCAUCGACGCGUCAUUUAUCUGGACCGAGCCGCACUCGCGACGAGUCAAGGUCAAAAUCACAGUCCAGGCGGAGGCGAAUGAAGGCACGGUUUUACAGCAGACUUUCGAGGUGGAAUUCGUACAGCAAUACAAGCAAUGCCCGGAUUGCCAGAAAUCAUAUACCCACAACACAUGGCGAGCGGUGGUCCAAGUGCGGCAAAAGGUGCCUCACAAGCGGACAUUUUUGUUCCUGGAGCAGAAUAUCUUGAAGCAGGGUGCGCAUAAGGAGACGAUCAACAUCAAGGAAGUGCAGAACGGAAUCGAUUUCUAUUUCGGACAAAGGAAUCAUGCGGAGAAAUUUGUGGAUUUCCUCCAUUCAGUCACACCGGCCCGGACGAAAAAGAGCCAGGAAUUGAUUUCGAUGGAUACACAUACCGCGACGAGAUCGUUCAAAUUCUCCUACUCUUGUGAGCUGGUACCGAUUUGCAAGGAUGAUCUCGUUGCGUUGCCUAUCAAGCUCGCAAAGCAGAUUGGAAGCAUAUCACCACUCACCAUCUGUCACCGGAUUGGUACUGCAGUCAACCUCAUCGAUCCGAACACCCUCCAAAUGGCGGAUUUGAGCACACCGAUCUACUGGCGGUUACCCUUUGCUCCUUUGGCAGACGUCAAAGAUCUGAUCGAAUUCGUCGUCAUGGACAUCGAGCCCAUUGGUCCUGCCAAAGGCCGGUUCCUUCUCGCAGAAGCAACAGUCGCGCGCGCUUCAGAUCUCGGGGUCAACGACACCACCUACCUCAUCCGCACACAUUUGGGCAACGUCCUUCACGCGGGAGACAGCGCGAUGGGCUAUCUCCUUUCCGGCACACAAUUCAACAACCCCAACUGGGAGACCCUCGAGGAAUCCAAGCAAUACGCCGGGACAAUCCCCGAUGUGAUCCUCGUGAAGAAACACUACGGCCAACGCAAGAAGCGCGUGAACCGCAACUGGAAGUUGAAGCGUUUGGGCGUCGAAGAGAGCGACAUGAAGCCGAGGAAACAGGACGCCGAUCGCGACGAGAUCGAUUACGAGCAAUUCCUCCGCGACCUUGAGGCUGAUCCGGAAUUGAGGAAUGGUGUCAAUUUGUACCAUGAUCGGGAUCAGAGGGCCGCGAAGGCCAGCGAGAUGGAAAUGGAUGACGAUGACGAGGAUGAUGACGAGGAUGAUGGAUUGGCGAUUCCGAUGGAUCAGCUCAUUGAUGAGAUGGAGGAUAUGGGAAUGGCUGAUCAUGGUGAUGAUGUGGAGGAGGAGGACGAGUAG